This is a messenger RNA of Uloborus diversus, 5086 nucleotides long. RefSeq lists its product as uncharacterized. The transcript has 16 exons. NCBI's taxonomy places the organism in Eukaryota, Metazoa, Arthropoda, Arachnida, Araneae, Uloboridae. The record is from RefSeq and is a predicted model, not a curated record. Bases 68 to 5086 code for a protein of 1672 amino acids.
CGCGAAUUGGCGGAGAAAGAGCGAAUCCGUUUUCGCUCGUCGAUAGAAACUUAGUUUCGGCGGCAUUAUGAAUUUUCUACGGAUGAUGAAGAAUAAUUCGUUGAUUUUUCUUCUAUUGAUAGGAGUAGUGACAUCAGUACCUUAUUAUGGAGCACGAAUUGGAAAAUUCAGCACUCAUUUUCAUGACGUAAGAGGAGAAGUGUAUGCUGUAGAUGACAAAACUUUGUUCAUUAAAGGAUUUAAUUACGGUGGAAAAGGACAAGAUGCUGUCUUUUGGUCUGGAAACUCGAUCAGGCCCGACACCACUGGAUUUAUCAUUCCAAAUCAUAAGGCUUCAUUUCAACCAUUAUCCCAGUAUAAUAAUCAGGAUUUGAUACUGCGUUUACCAGAGGGGAAGAAAGUUAAUGAUAUUCAUUGGCUAUCAGUUUGGAGCAAAAAGCACUCUACAAGCUUUGGAACUUUAAUUUUUCCCAAAAGUCUUGUACCUCCACGACCAGUAGUGAUUGGACCUUUGGUGAAUACAAAGAAAGGAGUCUCUUCCGGAGAUAUUUUGGUAUUGGAUACACAAACCUUUUUAAUUCCAGACUUCAGCUAUGAUGGAUCUGGUAAAGGAGCUGUUUGGUGGGUAUCCAGAGGGUUAAAACCUAAUAUGGGUGGCAUUCGUCUCAGAGAAGAAGGUGGCAGUGAUGCUGCUUUAGAAGCUCAAAAGAAUAAAAUAGCUGUUAUUACCCUGCCUGACGGACAUUCUGUAUCCGAUUACACCAUUUUGAGUGUAUUUAGUGCAGAAGAUAUAGAUGAUUAUGGAUCAGUGAGGAUACCUCAAGAUCUCAAAGUGCCCCCGUCCCCACGCACAUUAACCACUCAAGAAGAGCUUGAAACGGGAAAAUUUAAUUGCGAAAUGCUAAACGAUAAUUUGGGAUUGGAAGUGAGAUGGCUUAUCACUGGAGAUGAAAUCACCAUACGACUUGUUGGAAACAUAGAUUCAUCUGAAUACAUGGCUUUGGGUUUAAGCAAAGAUGACACGGAAACUAGAUUUGAUGCAUCCGAUGCUGUUGUUGCUUGGCUCGACUCAAGAGGCCACGCUGUGGAUUAUUUUCUGGAAAAUAUGGAAAAGUGUGAAAAUGGAUAUGGAAUGUGUCCCGAUGUUUUGCGGGAAGGAUCUGAAGACAACCUAACGCUAUUAGAUGCUAUCAGGUUAAAUAAGACAACAAUUAUUACUUUCAAACGUCAUCUUUCAACAGAUGAUAAAAAAUAUGAUCAGAACAUAUACACGGACGGCCCACAAGCUAUUUUAUGGGCCGUUGGCUCCAUUCAAAAUGAUGGAUUGGCUGGUCCUCCAAGACUUCAAACUCGAGGAAAUCUACUCUUGGAUUUUGGCAGAGAACCUAACUGGAAUUGUCCUCCACCUGAGGAGGAAAUCUUCUCUGCUGUUAGAACACACGAAAACGAUUUUGAGUCGUCUCUAACAAGGGAAACUUUGCAGUCAAGCCUUGAUAAGCAUAACGUUAUCCAUUGUCCGAGUGAUAAAAUUUUCCGAGCACAGAUGGGUGUAUCGCCCAGCACAGGACAUAAAGUUUGGUUCAUAAAUGGUCGUCCUACUCCUCAUUUGACUGUUCAAAGAGGAAUGACCUACACUUUCAUUGUAGAAGGAGGAAUGAGUCCCCCGAAUCACCAUCCUCUAUAUAUAACAAACAGUAAUGAAGGAGGAAUCUAUCAAAAUAUUUUAGAGGCUAAGGAAGGUUCUGAACAGUUAUAUGCAGGUGUACAACGAGAUCCAUUGACGGGUUCUUACCUACCAACUGCUGAAGGCAGAUUCUGUGAAUGGAGCGUUUCCGACCGAGAUCCAGAAUUUGCUGUCAUUGCUGACUCUGAUACACAGUCUUCAGCUCUAAUACUCAACUGUGAAGACGGAAAAGCUGGAACACUAACAUGGACUCCAAAUGCUGAAACUCCUGACACUGCUUAUUAUCAGAGUUUUACGGAGAGGAAUAGAGGGGGAAAGAUUAGCAUAGUAGAUUUUUGCGAAGAAACAAAUCCGCAUUAUUACUUAGAGAAUGAACCUGAAAAUGAAAAAGGAUACACACAAGGCAAAAAAUGGAUUAAGACUGCUUUGGAAAGAGAGGACGACGCAAGUGAUUUAACAUUUCUCCUGAAUACAAAGGAUAUUGUGGAAAGUUCCAAGAAAGACAACAUUGGAAGAAAUGACAACUUAAGCGUCAUUGCAGGCAUUCAUAACUUCCCUGAUAUUAUUAAUCAUGGAGAUUCAAAAGAGAUUCAGCAGUUUAGUAGUAUUGAAGAUAUGAUAAACUAUUUUGGGAUACCUGACAAACAUGGUUCUAGUCGUGAGGAUCUAUCAAAAAAGCCUCUAAAGUCAACUGAUGAAAUUGAAAAAGACGGUUUCAUUGCAUCUGAUUCCUUUAAAUCUUUAGUACCAGAUUCAGCAGUGAAUUCUCAACAACCACACGAUGAAUCUGAAAGAUCUGAUAAAAUUUUUAAUCAACGCUUGAAUUCGCAAGGCACAGCUGCAAGUGUCAACAAAAUCAAAAAUUACCAUGCACCUGAAUCUUCACGUGCAAAAAGACCACAAAACGUUGCUGUACCACCAAACCGUCAGUCACAUAUAACUCAACCACCACCAGAUUUUAAACCACAAUUUGAAGGUGGCUUUGUGCCUUUGGUUAUGAAUUCAGAAAAAGAAAAAGAAUCCGUUAUAUCCAAAGAUUUCGCUCUGCCACCUGCUCACUUACGAAGACCUCACAGACCAUUUCUUUUCAAUGAAUCAAUCCCUUUUCAUGGCACUUUCAAACCAGGAGUCCCGGACUUCAGUGGUUUUAAUAUCUCAAAUUAUUCUCAAGAAGACUCAUCUUACCCUCUAAAUCAUCUCCAAGAUAAUCUGCCACUUCUUUCCAUGCCAAAACCUCAAAUUAUACAAAGACCUCUCACGAUUGUAAAUGGUUUGCCUCCAGAGCUGAUGCACAGACCAAAGGGACCAUUUGAACGACCACAAAUAUUUCGUUAUCCUCCACGGCAACAAAAUCCAGGUUUCGGAGGGCAUCAACAGAGAAUUUUUGCUCAACUUCCAUUAAGAAAUCACCCAUCUAUUCGUCCUAUGCUGAUUUCCCAUUCUAGUGACGAAGACCUAAGUGAAGGUUCUUCCCAAAGGGUUCAAGUAGCCCUUCAGCUACCAGGAACUGAAAAGAAGAAUAACGAUUUAUCUAUUUUGCAAAUAAUGCGUGUUCCUGGUCUGAAACAUCAACCUGAAAUUAAAACAAACAAAAUAGUUCCACCUAUAAUUCAGCGUCGGCCUGAUUUCGUAGAGGAUACCACAUCUGCACUAAAUUCCAACAGACUUAAACGACCUAUGCAAGGUAAACCCUUCUUGCAAAGAGCGCCAAAUAAUAAACUGAUUGAGCCUCAAGGAAUGCAAACACCUUCUCAGUCUGGAAAUUUACGACUUCCGUUAAAUAUACAACGUCCUCUUCCUGUUGCAAAGCAGAAUUUCAAUGCCCCAGGAAACGGCUUUCGUCGCUUACCUUCAGUACCACCUAGACAACGGCAUCCUUUCUUACAAAGACCUUCGCAAGAAAGAUUCCCUAAUCUAUCGAAUUUUCAAAAAAAUGUUGCACCAAAACAACACAUUGCAAACGUCCCUGAAAUAGAGAUUAUUGAAAUUCCAGAUGGUCCAAAAAUUUCAAAUAAUGUAAAGAUGCUAGGAAAUUUAGACGAGCUUAUGGAAACCAUUGAAACUAAUGCUUUGUUAUCUAAAGAAAAACAUGAACAUCCCUUAUUUUUAAAAUCAGACCCAGAACCUACGAAAAACGGGCAACCGCAGCUAUUAGUUUUGCGUCAACAAUUAACGAAUCCAGGUUCAGUAUUUCCAUCUAUGCAUCAAAGCUUUCCUGGAACAAUCCGCUUGAAUAUUGAUGAAGAAAAGAACAUUAAGCUUGUACAAACCUCAUUUGCCAAUCAUAAACCAAAUGUGUUCCCUCACUCUUCAUCAAAAGAUAUUCAAAUAGACCCCCCUAAAGAUUUGCCGAGUACAAAAGUUGAAAAUAUUCCAACAAUAUCACCUGUAGCGUCCUCGAAGUUAGAAUCGGCACUAGAAACAUCUAGCUAUAAAAAUGAAAAUUCCAAAAAAGUAUCAAUUGAACAACAGUCGGUGGAUUUAAUAAAAAAUGCAUCAGAAGUUUCUGAGCAAUUUAUAGAUGCUAUUGUCAGCUCCAACAAACAAAAAGAUAUAAACGAACAAGCUGGAGUUUUGCACGAGGAAGGGGAUAAUGAAGAAACUAAAGCAGAACUUCAUCCAAGUGAGUUCGGGAAGCCGAAUUUGAGUUUUCUCAAUUCUAAGCUCAAAGGUACUAAUAUUCAGUCAGAUGAAACAGAAGCAUUGAAGCCUGAAUGGGAGAUGGUCAGUAUUGAGCAAGAUGAUACACAAGAUUUUGAAGACGAUGAGUCUACUGAUUCGGAUUAUAUUGACUAUAAUGUUCCAUUCGGAGCUCGAUUAAAAACUACUCUAAAUGGAGCAAUAUUCCAUACAAAACCUUCAUUUGAAAUUCCUAAGAAACCAGAUUCGUUUAGGAAGCUAUAUUUACCUAUUCCACUGGCAAAAAGUACCAAUUCAAAUGCUGAAAAAUUCCCAACUUCAACCACCAUCACCAACAUUCCUAAAGCUGCUUUCGAUAAGACUCCUGAAGGCAUUGUUUUAAAACCUUCACUCCAGUCCAACAUAGAAUUUCAUUCGGAAAUAAACACAGCUAAUGCAUCACCUUCACUUCUUGGUUCAAACUCAUCAUCACAAAAUAGUGCAUUCAAUUCAUCUUUGUAUUUUAAUUAUGAAUCGCCGUCAAGAGGUCCUUCUAACGUGCCAUUUACAUUACCAGAAGAUUUUGUGUCAAAAUACCCAGGUAGAAAAAAUAUUCUACCAAGUGUUGACAGUCCAGGUCAACCCAGCUUUCCAGCAAAAGUUCCUGAUAACAUAAAUCUUCCCCAUAUCUCUGAAAAUCCGCCAACACACGAUAAUGGCACAGAUUACUCGAUAUUAAAUCAUAUACUGACUCUCAUAGGAGGUUCACCCAACCAUAACUAG